CCACAGCGACCGGAAGGGGCGGGGCCGAGACCACAGUACGGCCGGCCCGGCGGAACCGCUUCUCCUUCCCCGGCGGUGGGGGGACCGCUCGCGGGGUCACCCCAAUGGCGGCGCUGGUGCGGGCAGUGGGCCGAGCCCUGCUGGGCCGGGCCGCGCCCCUGCUCCGGGCCGAGCGGAGCAUUAGCGGUGGCGGCGCGCGCUGGGGACCCGUGCGGCCCGGCCUCCCCGUGCCCCUCUCCUCGCCCCUGGCAGGGCUCACCCGGCCCCUCCGCAUCAAGGAGCCCCCGAAGCCCAAGCAGGUGGAUCGGUGGACGGAAAAACGGGCCUUGUUCGGGGUCUACGACAACGUGGGGAUCCUGGGUGACUUCCAGAUCCACCCAAAGAACCUCAUCGUGGGGCCCAAGUGGCUGCGAGGCUGGCGGGGGAACGAGCUGCAGAGGUGCAUCCGCAAGAAGCAGGUGGUGGGAGAUCGGAUGUUUAUAGAGGACUACCACAAACUCAACAAGAGGAUCCGGUACUUGUACAGGCGCUUCAAUCGUACCGGGAAGCACCGCUAGGAGCAACCAUGGGUUCAGCACGUGGAGCAUGGUUUUGUGGCAUCACAGUCAGAAUAAAGCCAGCUUUCACACA
Grus americana (Whooping crane) is the source of this 630-nucleotide messenger RNA. It is a transcript of the gene MRPL51, whose product is annotated as mitochondrial ribosomal protein L51. Lineage: Eukaryota; Metazoa; Chordata; Aves; Gruiformes; Gruidae. The coding region runs from base 105 to 557 and encodes 150 amino acids. Gene Ontology annotation, cellular component: mitochondrial large ribosomal subunit. Gene Ontology annotation, molecular function: structural constituent of ribosome. The transcript is spliced from 2 exons. The record is from RefSeq and is a predicted model, not a curated record. Gene Ontology annotation, biological process: translation.